Ceutorhynchus assimilis (cabbage seed weevil) is the source of this 1503-nucleotide messenger RNA. The record is from the annotation of a GenBank genome assembly. NCBI's taxonomy places the organism in Eukaryota, Metazoa, Arthropoda, Insecta, Coleoptera, Curculionidae.
AUGAUCAUUUCUCUGUAUUUAAUUGGUCUUUGUACAUGUGCAUUUUAUCUACAUUUUGUUUAUCACAACUGGAAAUAUCUGAAGUUUUCUUGGCAAGAAAAAAACGGUUUUUGGUAUCCUAUAUUGCCUUUGGUUGGUACCACGUAUGUCAGUUUAUUUUCUGGGUCAUUAAACGUGAUAUCAUUGUUGCAAUGGAUCGACAAAACCAAAGGCUUUCCGUUCAAUUUGUGGUACGUCGACAAGUACAUGUACAUAACCAGAGACGCCAAGGAAGUGAAAACCAUCGUGAACCAUCCGAAAUGCUUCAAUAAGGCACUAAUCUACGAUAAGUUUAAGUUUAUUUUCGAACAUUCCAUUUUUUUAGUGUCUGAUGAAACAUGGAAAAAACAACGUAAACAUUUUGUAACGGGCUUCAAAUCAAACAUUUUGAAGAACAACGUUUAUGUUUACUAUAAUCACAGUUGCCAGAUGAUUGAAGAUCUGAAAUCUGUUGAAAUGCCUGAAGAUAUUUUUCGAUAUUUUGAUAGAUACGCCAUUCAAAGCUUUUUUUUGGGAUAUACAGGCAUAAGCGAAUACCUAUCUUUAUUUGAAAUGGAAAAAGUAGGCGAUAUCAUAUUGGACAUUCAAAAUCUUCUUAAGUCGUUGGUCGUAAUGCCAUUUCUCAGUCCCAAAGUGUGGCUGGCGAAUUUUCCUGCAGGUAGAAAGGCCACAAAAUUGCUGAAAGAAUCUAAGGAGAUAAUGAAAUAUAUAAUCGCACAAAAGGAAAAGGUGCUUAAAGAAAAUCAGGAAUAUUGUGAAAAUGACAAGGAUCUUUUGGAACUAUGUUUAACUUGCGAUACAGACGAUUCGGAUGAUGAUAAGAUCAUCCAACAAUUGGAUUUUAUUGCUUCAGCUGUCAGCGAUACCACAGGGAAUGCGUUCGCUUUUAUUUUUGUAUUAUUGGGCAUGCAUCAAGAAAUACAGGAAAAAGUAUAUGAGGAAGUAAUGGAAGUAGUGGGCGAUAAAGAUAUAGCGCAUCAAGAUUUGCCGAAUUUGAAAUACACCGAAGCCGCAGUUUGCGAAACUUUGAGAUUAUUUCCAAUAGUUCCACUUAUAGGAAGAGCUUGUGGAGAAGACAUUGAUUUAGGUGCAAAAAUAAUUCCAAAAGGCUCCUCAUGCCUAGUCAGCAUCUUACAUUUACAAAGAGACCCGCAAUACUGGCCAGAUCCAUUGAAAUUUGAUCCUUCCAGAUUUUUGCCAGAAAACCAAUCGAAAAUAAAUCCGUCUUCUUUUAUGGCAUUUUCAGCUGGACCUAGAGAUUGUUUAGGUAAAGCACAGGCAUUGGCAAUGAUGAAAGUGACUGUGGCCAACGUUGUCAGAUAUUUCAAAAUAACGUCAAAACAUAAGACCAUUGAAGAAUUGACUUUGGAAUCUUGCUUGACCAUGAAAACAAAAGAAAGUCCUGAUUGCCGUUUUUCUGCUAGGAAAGAAUUAUAGAAUAUUUAUUAUUAUUAUUAUUUCUAA